Messenger RNA from Aureobasidium vineae, 1122 nucleotides. The record is from the annotation of a GenBank genome assembly. NCBI's taxonomy places the organism in Eukaryota, Fungi, Ascomycota, Dothideomycetes, Dothideales, Saccotheciaceae.
AUGCCUGCAAUCGAAAAAGGCUCGACCGUCCUGGUCACUGGCGCAAAUGGUUUCAUCGCUUCCCACAUUGUCGACCAGCUUCUCCAGCUGAACUACAAGGUCCGCGGUACCGUACGAACAGAAGCAAAAGGCAAAUGGGUUCAAGACUUCUUCGACAACAAGUAUGGUCAGGGCAAGCUCGAGCUUGUCGUUGUGCCUGCCAUGGAGACCAAGGGCGCAUUCGAUGAUGCCGUCAAGGGUAUUGAUCUUGAUGCCUUCCUGCUGCAGCGAUACAGGACUGAUGCUCUACAGNGCUGCGAGGGUGUUGUUCACGUCGCUACCAACAUCUCCUUCUCCAAGAACCCAAACGAUGUCAUCCCUAGUGUUAUCGCCGGUGUGACCCAUACCCUCGACGCCGCCAACAAGGAACCUUCGGUCAAGAGAUUCGUCUUUACAUCGUCUUCUACUGCUGCCACAAACCCCGUGCCAAACAAGGAGUUCAACAUUGACGAGAAUUCCUGGAACCAAAUCGCUAUCGACAAGGCUUGGGCCGACCCACCCUACACCGAGGACGACAGAGCGUGGAACGUUUAUGGCGCAAGCAAGACUCAAGGAGAACAGGCUGUCUGGAAAUACGUCAAGGAGACCAACCCUCACUUCGAGUGCGAUACCGUCCUGCCCAAUGCAAACUUUGGCCCCAUCCUUGAAAAGAGCCAGGAUGCAAGCACUGCUGGUUGGAUCAGAGACAUCUUCACCAAGGGCUUCGCUCCUCAACUCGAGCAGAUUCCACCCCGUAUGUUGUCUCUGUCUUCGUGCACAGCUGUUCAUAGACUAAUCCGUACAGAAUGGUUCGUCAACGUCCAAGACACCGCUCGCCUGCACAUCGCCGCCCUCAUCGACGCUGACAUCAAGAACGAACGUAUCUUUGCCUUUGCCGAGCCAUACAACUGGAACUCGGUCCUCGCCGCCAUGCGCAAGGCCCGUCCCGACAAGAAGGUUCCUGAAGACCUCAAAGACAACAGCAAGGAUUUGAGCAAGGUUCUGCCCAAAGCUCGUGCUGAGGAGAUUUUGAAGAAGCACUUUGGUCAGACCGGCUUCGUUGGCCUCGAGGAGUCGAUCAAGCAGAACAUCGCGAACCUGUAG